GUGGGUAGUUUUUCCAAAGGUACUCAGCGCGUGCGGUUGUCAGAAUGGCGGGUCUUAAACCGAGUGUAUUUGCCUUAUUUUUAAUUUGCUGUUGUUGUUGUAAUGUUUUCACAGUGGGUGCAUUGAAUACAACAACAAUAGUGGAAAAGGAAUACAGAAAUCCGCGUGGACUCGCUUUACUCAAUCAGCACGGAUGUGGGUAUAUUGAUGGUGAUCGCGUGGCUAAUGGCAUUGAUGCUAAACUGGGCGAAUACCCGUGGACUGCUUUGCUACUCUAUGCGGAAAAGAAACCACUGUGUGGUGGUUCCGUUAUAACCGAUCGAUUUGUUUUGACAGCUGGCCACUGCAUUCGAGACGAUUUACAAUUAGUGCGUUUGGGCGAACAUGAUCUGUCAACCGAAGUAGAUUGCUCAUCAGUGAUUUGUCAAACAUAUGAUGAAUUUGGUAUAGAUCCACAACAGAAACCAUUUAGACAUCCCGACUACGAUGUCUCGACCAAAUACAAAGAUAUUGCUUUGAUAAAACUUGAUAGAACUAUAGAUUUUCAAGCUUACAAUAAUAUAAAACCAAUUUGUUUGCCAAUAACACCAAGUGAUUAUAAUUUGGUGCCAAUGGAUAUCCUAGUGUUAGCUGGUUGGGGACUUACAGAGAAAAAUGAAAAUCGCCAGACUGAAAUUCUUCAGAAGGGUCUUCUCAGAUUCGAACCAUUGGAUGUUUGCCAAGACUUAUACUCAUUUCAUAGGAUUGACAUUUCGAAGCUUUGUAUUAAGUCUGGUAGAAACCAUACUGCAUCUUGUGAAGGCGAUUCUGGUAGCCCUAUAUUUUGGAAAACCAAAUACCCUGUACGCGGAUUCUGGCGAUGGCAUUAUACACAAAUUGGUUUGGUAUCUCUUGGUUUUGGUGGUAAAUGUGGCGGUUUAACAUCAGUGCCAUUUAUAUACGAAAAUGUCACAGAUUCCCUGGCAUGGAUAACCAAUACUAUUCUAAAAUGAAAUUUUCCUUAAUUAAGUAUUUAAAGCAUACAGGUCAUAUUUAAAUAAAUAAUUUGUCUAAGCCACAAAUAAAGCUAUGAAAAUAAAAUUUGGAAUAAAA
This is a messenger RNA of Zeugodacus cucurbitae (melon fly), 1092 nucleotides long. RefSeq names its product serine protease grass-like. Gene Ontology annotation, molecular function: serine-type endopeptidase activity. The record is from RefSeq and is a predicted model, not a curated record. Bases 45 to 992 code for a protein of 315 amino acids. Lineage: Eukaryota; Metazoa; Arthropoda; Insecta; Diptera; Tephritidae. The transcript has 4 exons. Gene Ontology annotation, biological process: proteolysis.